CAAACUGAAAGUGCACCUUCCUCGCACUGCGUUGCAUCAUGGCAUCGUUCACGUGAGCUGUCACCUUGAACCACAUCUUACACUCGUGAUUAUGGAUAAGUUAGGCACGUCGCUUUGAUUCUUCGUCGAAUACACUCAGUAUCAUUUCGUUGAGGCACGAAGUUACACAAGAAACAGCACAGAUUAAUGAUAGCGAGCACAACUUUCCGUCAUAGCACUGCUCUCCUCUGAAUGCCCGUUACACGUCCAUUGAUGCAUCAUCCUCUCGACACAAGAUCCCCUAUCCACGUCCCGAAAAUGGAACAGAAGUAUGUCCGUCUUGAUGUGCUUCCUUGUCAUUGCCGGAUCUCUCGCUAGAUCUUGAGAUAGGUCCCACAGCUUCGGGAUCACAACGCUCUUGUUCGAGAAUAUGUGUUGCAGCCGGCCUAUUACAGUGAUAUAGAGGCCCAAAAGGCCGUUUGCGUUACAUCAAAACGAGCCGGCAAUGGCAAUUUCCGGAUAACUCAUAUAUAUCAAACUCAGCCGUUAGACAGCACAAGAACCUCUCGUCACGCCCAAUUCUCAAAUGGGGCCCUCUCAGCAUAGGCUUGCUACAUUCUCAAAUCCCAGGGGAUGCCACGAUGUUCUCCAAGUGGAAGCCAGUACAGCCGAUCCACGACUCGGGUCGAUGUGCUUAGCCGUACACCGAGGCGACCUUCAGAAAGAUGUCUUGGUUAACCCUGCAGUCUUUGGCUACGGAUAUUCGCUACAUGUAGAGGCUGGGAAAGAUUACCCUUUCUGUGACACCAAAACAUUCAACGUUGGAUCACGCAACGGCAGCUGGAAAAAGACGCACUUGUUGCCCCUUUCCUUGGUCCAAGUGAGGACUGUAACGUUAACAAUGCAUCCCUCCGAGACCUUGCCGACCAUGCUAAUAUUCCGAAGAAGCACCAAUAUGAGGGAAGUAUAACGAGUGAUAUAUAUGUUCUCCUGGCCUUAGUGUUUUUUUUUCUAUCAGCGAUUCCUCAUCCCCUAUCAUUCGUUCAGACCAUCCCGCCACCAUGAAGUCAUACAAUCUGUUGACAGUCUUGCUGGUUGCGGCAUCAGUGGCCGUUGAUGCCGAGGAAAUCAAUAAAACAGCUGUUCGUUCCUCCAGAAAUAGUCGAACGAGCACUGGAAACACCCGCAAGUUCAUUGUUGAAGUCGAGCCGAAUCGAGGCACGACCACAGUGACACGCCAACUCCUCAUGAAACCUGGUCGAAAAAGGCCUUUGUUCCAGAGCUUUGAUUGUAGUGAUGUUUUCAGUGGAAUGGUGGUUGAAACUGACACAGAUAAUAUGGAUACAUUGCUCCAGAUGGAGGGGGUUGUGAACGUGUGGCAAGCCCACAAAGUGGCCAUACCAAAAGUCGAGAAUUCAGAGAGCGGCCCAUCUUCAUCUAUAAGAAACUAUUCUAUUCAUCACUGGACGGGUGUUGACAAACUCCAUGCUGCCGGUAUUCGUGGAAAGGGCUCAACUGUCGCGAUAAUUGACACCGGCAUUGACUAUACCCACAAAGCGGUAUUUUCAUUCUGAAGCUGGUUCUAUUCACUUACUAAUUUUGUAAAGCUCGGAGGCUGUUUUGGACCUGGAUGCAAAGUCAAAGGGGGUUAUGAUCUUGUCGGAGCAGACUGGGAAACUCACAAUGAGAGAAAACAUCCUAAGCAACCCGAUAAUGAUCCCAUGGACUACCAAGGUCAUGGAACUCACGUUGCAGGUAUCAUUGCUGCUAAGAAUGAAUGGCUUACUGGAGUUGCGCCCGAGGCCGAACUCCUCAUAUACAAGGUAUUCUCUGAUGAUCCAUGGGAGACCGACGAAGAGACCAUUAUGCAAGCACUGUGUGAUGCUUACAAUGCGGGAGCCGAUGUUAUCACCUCGAGCAUUGGCCAACCCAAUGGUUGGUCAGAUAACCCCUGGGCUAUGUUAGCCAGCCGACUGGUAGAUAAGGGCGUAGUCGUGAUAGCAUCAGCUGGUAACGAAGGAGAAUUUGGACCGUUCUACUCCAGUAGCGGAGCUGUCGGUAGAGGAGUUCUAGCUGUCGCUGCUGCUAAUGUUACUACGAAGCCAAAUGCUAACAGAACUGGCGAGGAUCUUGGGCCACUUCCCGUCUACUUCACGACAUGGGGCCCGACCAACGAGUUGCUUCUUAAACCCGACAUUACCGCCCCUGGAUACAUGAUCAUGAGUACUGUACUGAACCAGAGCUACGAGGAACUGAGUGGGACAUCCAUGUCGGCGCCCUACAUUGCAGGCAUUGCGGCUUUGUUCGUGGGUCAGUACGGUGGUCGUGCUUUCAAUGGCGCAGGCUUCGCCAAAAUGCUCAGAGAUCGCAUCGCAUCAAGUGGGACGACCCUACCGUUUGUCAAUAAUCGCCUAAUGCGCAAGUACAAAGCCUCGCCUUUCCAGGUUGGUACUGGACUGGUUGACGCCUGGAAAGUUCUCAACUAUGACACUCAACUCGAGUAUGAGCCUUUUUCUCUGAUGGACACAGAGCUGUUCCGGCCUCGAUGGAGUUUCAACAUCACCAAUACUGGCGGGAUAGCACACGAAUACACUUUUAAGCUUGAGCCCCAAGCGGGUUUCAACAUUUACGAUCCCGAAUAUGGAGUGGCUUUACUUUAUGCUAUUGAGCCCAAAAACAUUGUCCCUCCUGUGAGACUCCCACACAGGGUCCUCAUUGAACCCGGGGAGACAAGAGAGUUGAGUGUUACUUUUGGGCUUCCCGACGUUGACGAUGAUUACCUGCCACUAUACAGUGGCAAGGUAUUGAUCAAUUCCGAUCAUGGGGAGAAACUGGCUAUCCCAUACGGAGGAGCUGCAUAUGAUACCGAGAAAGCAUUUGACAAUAUGUUCAUUGUUGAUCCAUUUGUUACGGAUCCCGAUAGAGAUUCAGCAUGGUCUUUCAAUAUCGAUAGAGAUGCGAGUGACUUUAUUGAAAUUGGCGGUAGGACAUCAUACGCCUGCGACAAUCUUAGGUGGGACAUCUUCGAAAAAGGUUGGUCAGAAUCUUUAUGGACUUAUCCUCCACGGGUCGGAAGACAUGGUUUUAUUGGUUCAGCAACAACAAUGCGGGAUGCGGAGGAAUUCUGGUUCUUCGAUCCUACUGCCAACGAUCCGAAUGACACAUUACCGUUCCCGCUUAAACAACAAUCACGAGGAUUUCACGUCUUUUGGUGGUUUGGCAAGCUCGCCAACGGCACAAGAAUAGCCCCUGGAAACUACACAAUGCGUUUCGCAGCUCUUCGGCCUUAUGGAAAUCCAAACAUCUCCGAUCACUGGGAUGUCAUGAACAGCCCCACGGCCAGCAGCAUCCAGGUGCUGCCGUACAACGGUACACGCAACUCGACAUUGAAGUACAGAGCACCCAAGUACCAGACGCCGAGCCUUGGAAAGGGGCUCCUAAAAGGUUAAUCGGUAACGGAAGGCUUGCCCUGGGAGGAUUUGACACUUGGCUUGGGCUAAUAUAAAUCGUCCCAUGAAUGCAUCGGUCACAAACAUGGGCACACGCAGUGAUGUGAUACAUCAUCAUUUACCUCAUCUCGAUUUGUUCUAUCCUAGCAACGCCAUUUGUAGUAUAUAUCCAAGCAGUUAUUGCCCCCAGUUUUGUUAACAGUGCAAACCCAACUGCAUAUGCUCCUGACACGAACUCCGUAAAUACAGGUACCAAACUCCUUAGCCAAUCGUAUUAUCGUGAAAACGAAAUUUAGAAAGCAUUCCCAAUAACCCUAAGUCUAUGCCCACUUACCCAAAAGACUCAUCACCACCAGGCCGGCAACCAGACCAGUGCCGGCAAGAAUGGUAGUGAGCAGAUUGGCGUCAGCGAGCUCAGCCUUGUGGCCAUGGCCCCCUGACAUCCAGUCUGCAGCCCACAUCUC
Messenger RNA from Fusarium odoratissimum NRRL 54006, 3892 nucleotides. RefSeq lists its product as uncharacterized. Bases 1701 to 3428 code for a protein of 575 amino acids. The transcript has 11 exons. Gene Ontology annotation, molecular function: tripeptidyl-peptidase activity; serine-type endopeptidase activity. Gene Ontology annotation, biological process: proteolysis. NCBI's taxonomy places the organism in Eukaryota, Fungi, Ascomycota, Sordariomycetes, Hypocreales, Nectriaceae. Gene Ontology annotation, cellular component: cytosol. The record is from RefSeq and is a predicted model, not a curated record.